Molecule: messenger RNA, 549 nt
Organism: Ceraceosorus guamensis
Lineage: Eukaryota; Fungi; Basidiomycota; Exobasidiomycetes; Ceraceosorales; Ceraceosoraceae
Exons: 2
Coding region: 150-518 (122 amino acids)
Source: RefSeq, a predicted model, not a curated record
ACUGCAGCUCGUGGUUUUGGUCCUUUGGUGGCCAAAUGUGACCGUCGUACGUGGGCUUUACGUUGGCAAAGUCGGCCAGCUAGAGGACGAAAAGUUGAACGAGGCGCGCUUGGCACGUAUCAGCAAACUUUGCAUACGCCCACACGCUCAUGUGGCAAUCUUGGGCUCACCGAGUAGCAGCCUUUCAAGUUGUGUGGGCAGAUCAUGGGCAUGUUGACGUAAGAGCGACCAGGUGCUCUAAAGAGAUGGAAGCAGGUCUUGUCUCAGCACAAGCCGUCGAGAACCAAAGUCUCUGCGACGCACUCGUUCAGCAUGGCGCCGCCACGGUCCCAGAAUCCACACAUGUGCAUUUCCGGAUCGCCUUCGGCGAGAUCGUCAGCCGUUGGCUGAACAGAAAAGGCGGUGCAAGUCCCUGGCAACGUGGUGUAGAGCAAGCGUCAGAGGCAGCAUUCCAGUAUUCUGGCGACCUGGCGACCAGCACGGUCAAAACUCACCGUAAGGGUAACCUUCACGCUUGAUGUUCGAGUCAUCGACAAGGAAAUACGCGAA